Molecule: messenger RNA, 3534 nt
Organism: Piliocolobus tephrosceles (Ugandan red Colobus)
Lineage: Eukaryota; Metazoa; Chordata; Mammalia; Primates; Cercopithecidae
Gene: IKBIP
Product: IKBKB interacting protein
Exons: 3
Coding region: 408-1547 (379 amino acids)
Source: RefSeq, a predicted model, not a curated record
GCUUCAGGGACUGGCCGCGUUCCCACCAAGGCCGGACUCCGGCGGGGGCGGCGCGCCCGACGUGGCGCGCGCGACCCUUUUGUCCCGCCCCACCUCCUCGGGUCCCGUCGGCCUGAGCGCGCCCGGGAGUUUGAAUUUCUUCGGAUUUGGAGCAGUAUCGCAGUGGAAGGCGCUGUGGCGUGAGGUCGCCGCCGACCUCUCCUAGGGGAACUGUGGAGCUGGUAGCUGAAAGACUCAGUGAAGCAACGAGGAUGGCGGGGAGAGGGAAGGGGCUGGGCUCUGGGCGGUGCCAAGUCUGUGAAGGGGCGCGGUCACCGCCCAGGGUUCCCGCGAACGCCAAGGCGGCCACGUCCUGCUCCCCCUGGUGAAGAAGCUCCCCGGGGCUUGUCUUCCUAGGGCCUCCAGACAUGUCUGAGGUGAAGAGCCGGAAGAAGUCGGGGCCCAAGGGAGCCCCCGCUGCGGAGCCCGGAAAGCGGAGCGAGGGCGGGAAGACACCCGAGGACCGGGGCGGCCGAGGCGGGGGCUGGGCAGACCCCCGAACGGGCCUGAGCCUGCUGUCGCUGGGGACGUGCCUGGGCCUGGCCUGGUUUGUAUUUCAGCAGUCGGAAAAAUUUGCAAAGGUGGAAAACCAAUACCAGUUACUGAAACUAGAAACCAAUGAAUUUCAACAACUUCAAAGUAAAAUCAGUUUAAUUUCAGAAAAGCUUGAGUCUACUGAAAGCAUCCUGCAGGAAGCUACAUCAUCCAUGUCUUUGAUGACCCAGUUUGAGCAGGAAGUAUCCAGCUUCCAAGAUAUCAUGCAUGGCAUUCAAAAUAACGAAGAGGUGCUCACUCAAAGGAUGCAAAGCCUUAAUGAGAAAUUUCAGAAUAUUACGGAUUUUUGGAAGAGAAGCCUAGAAGAAAUAAACAUUAAUACAGACAUUUUCAAAUCAGAAGCAAAACAUGCACAUUCUCGAGUAACUGUCCAAAUUAACUCGGCUGAGCAGGAAAUAAAAUUACUCACUGAACGGCUAAAAGAUUUGGAAGAUAGCACACUAAGAAAUAUUAGAACAGUAAAAAGACAAGAAGAAGAAGAUCUCCUGCGAGUAGAGGAACAGCUAGGCUCUGAUACAAAGGCAGUUGAAAAGUUAGAAGAGGAACAGCAUGCCCUCUUUGCCAGAGAUGAAGAUCUAACUAAUAAACUUUCCGACUACGAACCCAAAGUUGAAGAAUGCAAGACACAUUUGCCAACAAUUGAAAGUGCUGUUCACUCUGUUCUCAGGGUCUCUCAGGAUCUGAUAGGAACAGAAAAGAAAAUGGAAGAUUUGACUAUGCAGAUGUUUCAUAUGGAAGAUGAUAUGCUGAAAGCAGUGUCUGAAAUAAUGGAGAUGCAGAAAACCCUUGAAGGAAUUCAGUAUGAUAAUCGCAUAUUAAAGAUGCAAAAUGAACUGGAUGUUCUAAAAGAAAAAGUUCAUGAUUUUAUAGCAUACUCAAUGCAUACUACAGGAGAAAAGGAAACUGUAAAAGAAUAUAAUAUAGAAAAUAAAGGAAUUGGUGGUGAUUUUUAAAUUUGUGACAUUUAUUCUGAUGAACCAUAUCAUUAUACAUAAAUUGAUUAGUCCAUUGAUUUUGAGUUACUUUGAUAUGCCUCAUCUUAUCCUACAUUAUUGGAAAAUAAAUGAGAUGUCCACACAAAUGGAUUAUCCACAUAAUCAAAGCUGUUUAAGCACUGAAACUUACUUCAUUUUAACCAUUUUAAAUAGAAAUAGUUCUUUUAAAAUGUUUCUCUACUUUUAAAACAAGAUACUUAAUACUUUUAAUAUUUUUAAAGCAUUAGUGGACAUCAUUAUUAAUUUCACCUAUUAUAUUGGACCCACAUAUAUUGAUGUCUCCAGGGGCUAAUGAAGAGUAUUUACUGCUUCACUAAAUGACCCCAGUUUGCCAUUUUUCACACCUAUGUCUCAUACCUUUUCUGUCACCUAAUCUUGAUGUCAGGUUGGUUGGUAAUGUGCCUGCCUCAGCCAGUUCUUCACUUUCUUUUAUAAUUCACUGCAGGUUAAGAAUCCAUACAACCAAGCCCAUGGGAAUUUUGUGUAAAAUAAAAUACAACAUGCGUGAGGGAGAGUCUGGUGCCUUUGCUAUGAAUUAAUAGGCACUUUCUGAAAAACUAUGAAGCCUGGGAAACAUUUUAGUUUUUCUUAAGGUUCUAAACUGUGUUAUGGAUACUUGUAAGACUUUCAAGCCGGGCGGGGUGGCUCAAGCCUGUAAUCCCAGCACUUUGGGAGGCCGAGAUGGGUGGAUCACAAGGUCAGGAGAUCGAGACCAUCCUGGCUAACACGGUGAAACCCCGUCUCUACUAAAAUACAAAAAACUAGCCGGGCGAGAUGGCAGGCGCCUGUAGUCCCAGCUACUCGGGAGGCUGAGGCAGGAGAAUGGCGUGAACCCGGGAGACGGGGCUUGCAGUGAGCUGAGAUCCAGCCACUGCACUCCAGCCUGGGCGACAGAGCGAGACUCUGUCUCAAAAAAAAAAAAAAAAAAAGACUUUUAAAAUCAGAGUGAGUAUGUUCUUACAUAGGCCUUUCUUAGGAAUUAUGUGUAUAUACAUCUUUGAAAUAUCUUUAUAUACCUGGGUUUUAAGUUCCAACUUGUUAGACAUGAGUUUGCUAGAUCCAUGAUCUCUAGAUAGUUUACUUAAAAAUAAAUAGUCCAGGCGCAGUGGCUCUCGCCUGUAAUCCCAGCACUUGGGGAGGCCGAGGUGGGCAGAUCACAAGGUCAGGAAAUCCAGACCAUCCUGGCUAACAUGGUGGAACCCCGUCUCUAAUAAAAAAUACAAAACAUUAGCCGGGAAUGGUGGCGAGUGCCUGUAGUCCCAGCUACGCGGGAGGCUGAGGCAGGAGAAUGGCGUGAACCCGGAAGGCAGAGCUUACAGUGAGCCAAGAUCGCGCCACUGCACUCCAGCCUGGGUGACAAAGUGAGACUCUGUCUCAAAAAUAGAUAAAUAAAUACGUAAAUAAAAAUAAAUAAGCCUGUGGUCUGUUUUGAGGGAAAAGUAACAUAACUCUGAUAAUUAGUUAUGAUAGUAACUAUGAUAGUUAAAAGUAUGUCAUUUUAAAGAUUUCCCAAACCACUAAAUUUGUUUUACGAAUUGAUUUUAUUUGAAAUUAUAUAAUGUAGUCAACUAUAUAUGGAAGUUUGUUCUUGUUUCUUUGCCAGUAACCUUACCAGUUUUAUAAUGAAGUUUUCAGAGGAAUUAAAGAACUUGAAAGCCGUCAGUUACAAAAAGGUAGUUUUGAUCAAGUAGUUUUAAUAUGUAAAUUUGCAAGUUUUUGGAGAACCCCCAAACUCGUUCUCCAUCGGAAUUAAGAGGGCCUGUGGUAGACAGCCAUGAAUCAUAAAAAUAAGCCUGGCCAGUUCUGUUGUUAAGGGGCAUAGCAUUAAUUUUUGCGGUCUUAAAAUUACACUUCUUGACUUCUGAAUGUCUCUUAUUUGCAUGCACUGACAAAAUUCUAUUUGUUUACUUUUAUUUUAAUGCCAAUAAAAUAGAUUAUAAAGUAA